This is a messenger RNA of Alligator sinensis (Chinese alligator), 2916 nucleotides long. It is a transcript of the gene PGM5, whose product is annotated as phosphoglucomutase 5. Bases 16 to 1470 code for a protein of 484 amino acids. The record is from RefSeq and is a predicted model, not a curated record. Gene Ontology annotation, cellular component: adherens junction; cell-substrate junction; cytosol. Lineage: Eukaryota; Metazoa; Chordata; Crocodylia; Alligatoridae. Gene Ontology annotation, biological process: striated muscle tissue development; carbohydrate metabolic process; myofibril assembly. Gene Ontology annotation, molecular function: phosphoglucomutase activity. The transcript has 11 exons.
AUCUAGGAUACAAAUAUGCUAUUUACAAUUGGAAGAUUGGUUAUUGGUCAGAAUGGCAUUUUAUCCACUCCUGCUGUUUCAUGUAUUAUCCGAAAGAUCAAAGCAGCUGGUGGAAUUAUUCUAACAGCAAGUCACAGCCCUGGAGGACCUGGAGGAGAAUUUGGAGUCAAGUUUAAUGUUUCCAAUGGAGGACCUGCCCCAGAUGUUGUUUCAGAUAAAAUUUAUCAGAUCAGCAAAACCCUGGAGGAAUAUACCAUUUGUCCUGAUCUCAGAGUUGACUUAACUCGACUAGGAAGACAAGAAUUUGAUCUAGAAAACAAAUUCAAACCUUUCCGAGNGGAAAUAGUAGAUUCAGUGGAUAUCUAUCUCAGUCUGCUUCGAAAUAUCUUUGACUUUAACGCAAUCAGAAGCUUGCUGACUGGACCCAGUCAACUUAAGAUAAGGAUUGACGCUAUGAAUGGAGUAAUGGGACCCUAUGUGAGGAAAAUCCUGUGUGAUGAAUUAGGAGCACCUGCAAAUUCUGCAAUAAACUGUAUUCCUCUGGAGGAUUUUGGUGGGCAUCCUCCUGACCCAAACUUAACAUAUGCAACUACCUUGCUGGAGGCUAUGAGAGGAGGGGAAUAUGGAUUUGGAGCUGCCUUUGACGCAGAUGGAGACCGCUACAUGAUCCUAGGCCAGAAUGGUUUCUUCGUGAAUGCUUCUGAUUCACUGGCCAUUAUUGCUGCCAAUCUCUCUUGCAUUCCAUAUUUUCGUCAGAUGGGUGUCCGAGGAUUUGGAAGGAGCAUGCCCACUAGUACAGCACUGGACAAGGUGGCAAAGUCAAUGAAAGUCCCUGUGUAUGAAACACCAACAGGAUGGAGAUUCUUCUCAAGCCUGAUGGAUUCUGGACGAUGCUCACUUUGUGGAGAAGAAAGCUUUGGCACUGGAUCUGACCACAUUCGAGAGAAGGAUGGACUCUGGGCUGUGCUAGUGUGGCUUUCAAUCCUCGCUGCUCGAAAGCAGAGUGUGGAAGAGAUUGUCAGAGACCACUGGACAAAAUUUGGUCGCCACUACUAUUGCAGAUUUGAUUAUGAAGCAUUGGAUCCCAGAACAGCAUAUUUCAUAAUGAGAGAUCUGGAAGCUUUGAUCACUGACAAGUCAUUCAGUCAUCAGCAGUUUGCUGUUGGGAACAAUAUCUACAGUGUGGAAAAAACAGACAGCUUUGAAUAUAUGGAUCCUGUAGAUGGCACUGUGACCAAAAGACAGGGGCUGCGAAUUAUUUUCUCAGAUGCUUCCAGGCUCACCUUCAGACUCAGUGCAUCUAGUAGUGUGCGAGGUACCAUCAGGAUCUAUGCGGAAAGCUAUGAGAAGGAUCCCAGCAAACAUGACAAGGAGCCACAGGCUGUGCUGAGUCCUCUCAUAGCAAUCGCACUGAAAAUAUCUCAGAUCCAUGAAAGGACGGGACGUAAGGGACCGACCGUCAUCACCUGAACUCACAAAGCAUCAUUAACCCAGGGCCAAAAGAGAAAGGGCAAGGAAGAGGGAUAACCUUGCUGAAACAUGUUAACUGUUUGUGCCUUGUAUGACUUAAAAUGUUUUAGGAAAUGGGAGAGGGGUGGGAAUAAAAAUUCAAUAUAAUUUUGAUCAUAUUCAGAUGCAUUGAUCUCCAAAGAUAAUAUUGUAUUGACUUCUAUAUUAUAGCAGCCAUAUCUUUCUUUGAAACAAAAAUAACCAAAGAAGAAGCCCCCAGCCUUUGAACUAGUAUGACAGAAAGGGUUGACUUUCUGUAUUGUCUUUAUCCUUUGAGUGAGAAGGGUAAGAAUGAUUUUGAGCUAGGCAGAUGAGGAAAGGGAUUACAAUACAGGCAUGUGUUUGGUGAAUGUCAUUUGUAGUUCUUGUCACCUCUUGCUGGUCUGCAAAGAAAUCUUUAGGCUGUCUGAGUUCCAGGGGCAGUAUAUUGAGCUUUCCAGAGGAUGCAUUUUCUAACUUUGUUCCACUUUUUCCUUACCUAUCUAUAACCUGGCUCACAAAUUAACACUGAUAGCAAUGCUGUGUAUAUACCUGCAUACUCUCUCAGUGAAAGGUGCCAUUGCUUUCCUUAAUUUCUGUUUGGAACUGUAUCAGUGUGACUUAUGUCUCUCACUAGACUUUCCUGAAUUUAAGUCUUUUCUUUUUAAGGAGAGUAAUUAUUGUUUUGGAAGUCAAAAUAGGUUGAAGAAGUCUCCUUCUGUUAAUAUGUUAGUCAUGGGAGCCUCUGCUGCCUUUUGCAAUAUUUCUCAUGAUUGCGUGCAUAUCAUAGCAGUGCUCACUGUGCUUUGAGGGAAAUUGCUACAAGUUUAGUAUAUUUCUCAUAAAUGGAUUAUCAUGGAAAUGUUAUAAAGGUUUUGAAAUCCAUUUCAUGGGAUAUUCACUCAUGUUCCACUUAUCAGGAAUAGGUAUCUAAUGAAGAGGUAAUAAAAACAAACAUUAAUUAAUUAAAUGAAAAUACAUGACUAACCUUGUUGGGCUCAGAUUCCAUUAUAUUUGUUGUGACAGAAGCUCAUGGAAUAAAGAGUUGUGAAGGGGAAUAGGAGGAGAAAGACCCAGCACAAAGCAGAGAAGUAGGCAUAGACUUGUGCUUUUACUGCUUGUGAAAUUACACUGCAGCUCUCACCACGGUAUCUGGCUUUGUUCUGAACAAGAACACAAACACUUUGUGCAUGUGACUUGUUUGAAUGUUUUGCUUCCUUGGGAACAGAGUGUGAUCACUUGUCAUACAUAACAUUUGUCAAAGGCUUAGUGCAAUUUGACUCUUUGCAGCAUGUUAUCUCAUUGUGAUUGUCGAUAUUUUAAUGCAAUUUAGAUUAUGUUGCAGUGAAGGAAAUUGUUUUGGUCUCUUUCAGCACUUCUGUCAAAAAUUGCUCUGACAUUUAGUAUCUAAUAAAGUGGAAUGCCAGA